Molecule: messenger RNA, 1365 nt
Organism: Amphibalanus amphitrite
Lineage: Eukaryota; Metazoa; Arthropoda; Thecostraca; Balanomorpha; Balanidae
Exons: 3
Coding region: 1-1365 (454 amino acids)
Source: RefSeq, a predicted model, not a curated record
AUGGAGACUUCGACGCUGCAGCAGCCGCGCCCUGACUCACAGCUGGGUCACGGCCCAGCCCGCCGCGCGUCGUCUCGGGUGAGCUCCAGUUCGUCAGCCUCCGGCGCAGCUGCUGAGGCUCAGAUCACAGCGCGCAAGAAAGCUCUGUAUGUGAAACAGUUGGAGAGACGACUGGAGAUAAAGCGCCAACAUGAUGAGUUGAAGAGGCAGACGCUACAAGGGUUAUGGCGUCUGGAGAGGGAGCUGAGAAGACUGGAUGAUGAAAUAAGUAUACAGCGCGGACUACAGCAAAUCACAGAGGUGAGCUGCAGUUCGUCUGUCUCCCGCGCCGCUGCUGAGGCUCGGCUCACAGCGUAUAUGAAAGCUCUGACUGUGAAGCAGUUGGAGAAACGACUGGAGAUAGAGAAUCAAGAAGCGGAGUUGAAGCGUCAGGAAGAUGAAAUGAAAAGACAAAUUGAACUACAAAUCGCCAAAGACGAAGCGGAACAAGCUGCGCUGGAGGCACAAUGGCGACAGCAGAUGAAUGAUCGUCGAAACGCCGGCAGAAGGGACGACUUCAUGAAAGCUGAACGGGAGGGACAGCGAACGGUAAUGACGAGACUCCCGCAACCUCUGCUAUCACCCCACCGCCCUCUCCAAGCUAGCCCCGUCCCAUCUAGCCCUCAGAUAAGCAGACCAUCUUGGAUCGACGAGUUACCCAAAGAUAAGAUACCGGCGUCAGAAAGUGUCCAGAAGUUGAAAGUUACGGACAGCCAGAAAGUGACAACCAGAUGGAUCUCCAUCGCUACUGCCCAGGUACUUGGCAUCUCAUUCGACAACCAGCUACCCGCUGGGCCAGACCUGCUGAGCUCGGAAAAAGAACUCGCUAGCAACAAGAACCUGAAAGAGGUGACUCAAGAAUCCUGCUCGAAAGAAGGACGCCUCCGAAAAGUGAACCCAGGUGAAACAGCUGAGGCAGCAAAAUCCCUGCAGCAUCCCUCAGCCAGAAAACCGAGCGAAGACCCGGAAAUCCAGGUGAUCUCCGACUCCGACGCUGCUGCCCAGGUGCUUGGCGCCUCGUGCAACAAUCGACCACUCGCUGAGUCAGACAUGCGGAAAGGAGCUCUGGGUGCUGUCUGGGACGAAGAGCGAGACUCGCCGAGUGCCCAGUUCCGAGACAGUAAGAAGCAGACGACCAGACGAGGAGCGCUCAGGAGAACUGCGGUUAUCUUCGACCCCGUGAGGAUCGCCGCUCCGUAUCGGAUCACGGUGCAGAUCCUCAAGGAGAAACUCUGGAUGCUACGACACAUCCGGAGCCGAUGGAAGAAAGAAAAAAAUCCAAAAACCUGGCACAUCGAAAGGACUCUGGUCCCUGCCGGCCAUUAG